This is a messenger RNA of Rhagoletis zephyria (snowberry fruit fly), 2991 nucleotides long. The record is from RefSeq and is a predicted model, not a curated record. NCBI's taxonomy places the organism in Eukaryota, Metazoa, Arthropoda, Insecta, Diptera, Tephritidae.
AUGUUUACGACAAAUUCAGUCUUACCUGGCUUUAGCUUUUCUUCACUGACUACCGCCACGUCAGGUGACCAGAUGUUGAGCAAAUGUACACUUCCGGACUCCAAGAAAAUCAACGUUCAUUUAGUUCCGCAUACUCACGACGAUGUAGGGUGGCUCAAGACUGUUGAUCAAUAUUAUUAUGGCACUGCUAACCAAUAUCAAAGAGCUGGCGUUCAAUACAUUUUAGAUUCAAUAGUAGAAGAACUGAUUAGAGACAAAUCGCGACGGUUCAUUUACGUAGAAACAGCUUUUUUCUGGAAAUGGUGGACUGAACAAAAUGAAGAACAAAAAAACAUAGUAAAAGAACUUGUCAAAACUGGACAACUUGAGUUUAUUGGCGGCGGCUGGUCCAUGGCGGACGAAGCAACGACAAAUUAUGUCUCAAUUAUUGAUCAAAUGACUGUUGGACAUCGCCGCCUUACCGACACUUUUGGUCAAUGUGCAAUUCCUAAGGUGGCCUGGCAAAUUGAUCCUUUUGGUCACAGUAAAGAACAAGCAGCCCUUUUUGCAGCCAUGGGAUUUGAUGCACUCUUUUUUGCCAGAGAAGACUAUCAAGAGAAAAGUCACCGAAUUGCAACUAAAACGCUGGAGCACAUGUGGCAAGCAUCUGAAGACUUAGGAACUGCAGGUGACCUGUUUACCGGGCUGAUGAAGAAUCACUAUGGACCUCUGUCAGGACUUUACUGGGAUCUCGCCAACGACGGUGACGACCCAAUUGUGGACAACAUUGAGUCGGAAGAGUACAACGUACCUAGUUUUGUGAAAAAGUUCACGCAAAACGUAAAAAACUUCGCCGUCGGCUACCCGACCAAUAACAUCCUCGUGCCGAUGGGCAAUGAUUUUCACUACAUGAACGGCCGUGCCUACUUCAAGAACAUGGACAAGCUGAUCAGGGCGACGGCCAACUCCACCGAGGUGAAGGUCUUCUACUCGACCCCGUCCUGCUACGCAAAGGCGCUGCGCGAUUCGGGCGUCACCUUCACCAGCAAGGUGGACGACUUUUUCCCGUACGCCAGCGACUACGCCACCUACUGGACGGGCUACUACACCUCGCGACCGUCAUUGAAGCGAUUUGAACGGGUGGGCAACGGGGUGCUGCAGACCACCAAACAACUGCACGUUUUGGCGGGACACGGGCCCAAGGAGCAUGAAAAGCAGAUCAACCGGCUGAAGGAGUGGAUGGGCGUCAUGCAGCACCACGACGCAAUUGCCGGCACCGAGAAGCAGCACGUCACCAAUGACUACGCCAAGAACCUCGAUGCGGCCAUCAGGGGCGUGCAGUCGGCGGUCAUUGGGCGAUCGGUGAGCGGCCUGCUCGCCACACGACCCUCUGACGCCCAUCCGCCGGCGCCCGAGACGGUCACCUUCUGUCCGCUGCUCAACGUCAGCAGCUGUCCGAUCAGCGAGAGCGGCUCCUCGCUGGUGAUGCACCUCUACAACCCGCUGGGACAGACGGUGACCAACUGGACGGUCCGCCUGCCGGUGAAAGCGGCCACCGCCUAUCGAGUUUUCGACGAGCAGGACCGACCGGUGCCCUCCUCUCUGGUGCCCAUUCCACUGGGCGUUCAAGUGCUGCCCGAUCGGGAGACGGACGCCCAGGUGGAGCUGGUUUUUACGGUCGUUUCAAUUCCUCCUCUCGGUCUGAUCAGCUACUUCAUCAAGUCGGGAAACGGCGACACCUCUGGAAUGGCGGCAAAGGAGAUUACCGGAACGUCGGCAGCCAAUGCAAAGCUGACCGGGCGCAACUUGACCGUUCACUUUGACGGCCAAGGAGAGCUGAAGUCAGUUCAGCUGAGGGACGGCACCACUGUGGCCUUUAGCAAUGAGUUCCACUACUACCGCGGAUCAGCCGACAAUGUGCGCAACUCUGGAGCGUACGUCUUCCGGCCGGCGCAGCAGAGCACCACCAGAGCGGGCAAAGUGGUAGAAGCUAAACUGUUCAGCAGUGGCAGUGAUGGCGGGUUCCUGCAGGAGGUGCACCAAAAGUUUGACGUUGACUGGAUCAGCCAGGUGGUGCGCCUGGUGCCGGGCCCCAUCGAGGCGGUGGAGUUCGAGUGGACGGUCGGUCCAAUUCCGGUGGCCGACGGCGUCGGCAAGGAGAUUGUCGCCCUCUACAAGACGGACCUCGCCACUGGCAACAGUUGGAAGACCGACUCCAACGGUCGGCAGCUUCUUCAGCGGAGGGUAAACUUCCGUCCCAGCUGGAAGCUGCAGGUGCACGAGCCAGUGUCGGGCAACUACUACCCGGUCAACUCACGGCUGGUGCUCGAGGACACGGCUCGAAGGCUGGCCAUGUCAGUGCUCACUGACCGAACGCAGGGCGGAACUUCGCUGCAGAACGGAAGUGCCGAGCUGAUGGUCCACCGACGGCUGCUGCACGACGACUACUUUGGCGUCGGUGAGCCGCUCAAUGAGCCGGGCGUGGACGGCAAAGGGCUGGUCAUUCGCGGACGACACCAGGUGCUCAUAUCGAGUCUGGAGAAGGCGGCCAGUCAGCAUCGGCGAGGAAGUUUACAGCUGCUGCUAGAGCCGUUUAUCAGCUUUUCACAGCUGGCUGAAGAGUACGAGAAAAAGUAUUCAAGAAAGUUUCAGGGUUUAAGCGUGGAUUUACCCUCAAAUGUACAUUUGUUGACACUUGAACAGUGGAAAAAUAAUGAGUUACUUCUUCGUCUUGAGCAUUUGUAUCAGAAACAGGAGGAUUCAGUUCUCAGCAAACCAGUAACAGUCAACCUUCGGCACAUGUUUGCAAAAAUGGAAAUCACUGCUGCACAAGAACUAACCCUUUCAGGACAUUCAGAUGUUUCUAAACUAAAAAAUCGAUUUCAGUACAAGUAUACGCCAAUUGGAAAUGUUUCUACUCCUUUCAAUGUGCCAUUUGAUGCUGUCAAAUUGGAAGUCACUUUAAAUCCAAUGCAAAUUCGUACUUUUGCAAUAACUGUUAUUCGAAAAUAG